UCCUCGAGGGCGGGGAGAGGUGGCAUUCGAGUCCUCCGGUAUCCCAGCAGGCAGUGCAGCCGGGAGACGCUGACAAAGAAGCGGAGGAGCAGUCGCAGCUGCUUUUCAAGGAGCUAGUGUUGCCAAGAUUGCCAAAAUGCUUUGGAGUUUUUAGCUGAAACUCAGAGAAGUCCAAAAUAAACCCGAGAUUGUAAAAACAGAAGCUGCAGUCGGGGAUUUAGUGCCAAUGCAUCAACAAAAAAGACAACCAGAGUUAGUGGGAGGGAAUCUUCCGGUUUUCGUGUUUCCCACGGAGCUCAUAUUUUAUGCUGAUGAUCAAUCAACACAUAAGCAAGUGUUGACUCUGUACAAUCCCUAUGAGUUUGCCUUAAAGUUCAAAGUUUUGUGUACUACUCCAAAUAAGUAUGUUGUCGUUGACGCUGCAGGUGCAGUAAAGCCUCAGUGUUGUGUGGAUAUUGUGAUCCGUCACAGAGACGUUCGAUCCUGUCACUAUGGUGUAAUAGACAAGUUCCGCCUCCAAGUUUCUGAGCAAAGCCAGAGGAAGGCUCUAGGAAGGAAAGAGGUCGUUGCCACUCUUCUGCCGUCCGCAAAAGAACAACAUAAGGAAGAAGAGGAAAAGAGAAUAAAGGAGCAUUUAAGUGAAAGUUUAUUUUUUGAGCAGUCAUUUCAACCAGAAAACAGAAGUGUGUCCUCAGGACCUAGUUUACUGACCGUCUUCCUGGGAGUGGUGUGCAUUGCAGCCCUGAUGCUUCCUACACUGGGGGAUGUGGAAUCGCUGGUGCCUCUCUACCUCCACUUAAGCGUGAAUCAGAAACUAGUGGCUGCUUAUAUCUUAGGUCUUAUUACAAUGGCUAUACUUAGAACAUGAGCAAGGAUUUCAGUAGACUUCUGAAGGAAAUUUAUUUUGAAAAUAUAAAUGUGGACUGCCUUUUAUCUCUUUCACUCCAUUAACAUGCUAUAAAGUAUUGAAUUAUUUCAAAUAAUAGCAAAUGUAUAAUAUAUAUUUUAAAUUGCUCUAUAAUUUUAUUUGAAAGACUCCAGUACAUUAUGUUACAGACAACAAUGACGCUUCUGAGUGGUACCUAGGAAAUUCUUUGAAGAAAUUUUUUAUAUCUAUAUCUAUUGUGCAAAAGACUUUAAUGAAAACAUUUCUUUUUUUUCUGAUUCCCUUUGAUUGUUAAGCAUCAUGUGCCCUUCAAAGUUAAAGCCUAAAAGAGCAAAUUGAUCAGCCUAAUAAGUAGAACCUACAUGUAUUUCCUAGCUUCAAAGAUCGAUAUUACUAUGUAAGUUAAGCCAUCCCCUCUUAUUAUUAUGAACAGUUGCCAUGGUGUUUCUAAAGUAAGAGUUUCACAAUUAUUUUGUGGUGGGUAAAAGUGAAAAGCAAAAAAUUCCAAGGGAUCAUACUAAUCCUGGGGAGUUAGAGAAGACAGGACAUUUUCCAUUCAUCUUGUAAACUACAGAAUGGGUUGUGGUCCAGAUACCAAGCACAUGGCUUGUUUUUCAGCCUAAUAGCAAUAGAGUUACCUCUCUAUCUACAUUUUAGAGCAAGGGAGGCAUUUGUUUAUUUUUUUUGGCUGGUCCUCUAGUUAUUGCUUUAUGUUAAUAGGGGGAAAUCACUUUCUCUUUUCCUCCCAGUCCCUUGCCUCCCUGACUGUGACAUGCCCGGAUUAUCAUGUAGCAGGUGGUUAAUGUGGAGAUGAUUUUUCAUCCCAAAACGCUAAGCCAAGAAUAGGAAACCCUUGAUACCUGUGUCUAUUUUAUAACAGUCACUGAGAGAUUUUUUAAGUUUUUAUUUAUUUUUAAAACAACUUUACCAAAAAAAAUCCCCUAAGCACAACUACUUAGUUUUCUUUAUAGUCUCUUAGAUCUCUGACAUAUAUAUGCAGUUUCAACUGUUAUGAUAGUAAUUGAUGUUUUUUCCUUAGGAUUUGUAUCUGAAAGCACAAUGCAUUAAAAAGUCUCUUGAAAAUUCUCUUUCAGAUCUUUUUACAGAAUGAACUUAUGCACUGCUACUGUAGCAUUCUCAAGGAAUAUACAUGAACACAAAUGUAUGCUUGAGGUUGAUUUUAGCAGGAAACAGUACUCUGCUUCUGAAGGCUUUUAUGACUAGUCUUUCUUUGAAAACCUUCAUUGUGUAACCAUUUGUGGAGUCUGGAUUGUUAAAUGGAUUAUGUCUGUACAUUGUAUAAUGACUGAAAGCACAUAAAUGUUAAUCUACUUUGAACUUUGUAAAAAAAAAAAAAGAAACAACCUUAUGUUUGGACGCUAUCUUUGUUUAUCCAUCUCAAAUAUUCUAUGUGUGCAUGCACAUGCAGGUGCACGCAUGUGUAUGUACGUGUGUGAUAACACAUUGUAAAGAACAGAGAUUCCUUUAAGAAAUAAAAGAAAAAUAGA
Ochotona curzoniae (black-lipped pika) is the source of this 2394-nucleotide messenger RNA. RefSeq names its product motile sperm domain containing 1 (gene MOSPD1). The coding region runs from base 227 to 868 and encodes 213 amino acids. NCBI's taxonomy places the organism in Eukaryota, Metazoa, Chordata, Mammalia, Lagomorpha, Ochotonidae. The transcript has 6 exons. The record is from RefSeq and is a predicted model, not a curated record. Gene Ontology annotation, cellular component: cytoplasm.